AUGCGCCUGGUCCACCCGACCUACCAAAACCCUGCUUCCCACCAGCAGGCUGUGAAGUGUGGCCGUCCACCUUUGUCCCCGCUGAUGCUCAGCAGCACCCGAGAUGUCGUACUGCAUGUUGCUAGCCUAAGACAAGACCGGACAGCAAACUGGAAGUCUGUUGCCAUCGAAGUCAUCGGCCAGCAGCACUGCCACAAGGCCAAGGCUGCGGACAUCCCCCACGUGGACACCGAGGUGCUGAAGAAGCUCACCAGGAACAAGAAGCUGGCCGAGACGUAUGGUGCCUUUUUGGCCUCAGAGUCUCUGAUUAAGCAGACCCCACGAAUCCUGGGCCCAGCCGGCAAGUUCCGCUUCCUGCUGACACACAAGGAGGACAUGGUGGCCAAAGUCGAUGAGGCGAAGUCCACAAUUCAGUUCCAGAUGAGGAAGACACUGUGUCUGGCCAUGGCAGUCGGCCACGUGAAGAUGACAGACAAUGAGCUUGUGUACAACAUCCACCUGGCUGUCAACUUCCUGGUGUCACUGCUCAAGAAGAAUCGGCAGGGGCUGGCACCGUGACGCACCAGGUUAACCCUCCACCUGCAGCGCCGGCAUCCCAAAUAGGCACUGGUUCAAGUCCCGGC
Molecule: messenger RNA, 623 nt
Organism: Oryctolagus cuniculus (rabbit)
Lineage: Eukaryota; Metazoa; Chordata; Mammalia; Lagomorpha; Leporidae
Source: RefSeq, a predicted model, not a curated record